UUCCAAUUUUAGGUUGAUAUCAUAAUUCCGGUCACCUUUUUCGCUACCCAGGGGGUUAAACGCACGGACAUCCAAUUUUCUACACGGGGGCUUUUUUGUAUCUUGCUCUUCAAAAACCUUCUUAAUGUCUUUGAUGUUCUCAUGCUUCAAAGGUCAAUAUCCAUGCUUCUACCUGAUGAUGAGAUGAAUUGGAUGACGACCCUAAAGUUAAUGAUUAUCUUGUCCUCAAAUCUUUGAUCUUUCAAAUAGUGUUGACGAUCAGCACAGGGCAAUCCUGUGAAACUACCUUGCGGCAGUCGACGACCGCUUAUGGAAGGAAAACUACAUCAUAAAAGUUCCGAUAAAGCAAUGCAUACUCCAUGCAUUCCUCUCCGCUCAUUUCGGACAAAUUUUGCAUCUUGUUGAUGGCUUGCAAUCCAAUCAUGUCGGCCUUUCCUGCGUCUCAUCGAUGCAACCGCUGCAGUAAAUGCCGCACCCGAGGCCAAUUAUCAGGUAUUACCCUUUUUCCCGUGCUUGUACCUUUUUCAUCUUUUGUUCCUGACUAGCUCUGCUCGGUUUCAUUCAAUAUGUACUAAGGGUUUGAGUAGGCUUAACAAUACCGUGUUUUGUGGAGUCGUCUUGCAUAUCCUAUUCAUUCCCUUCUGGGUCACUGGCGACUGCACCCAUGCAACUAUCACUCUACCACCACAGUCCGUAGUUUGUUCGAAGUAUGGGGAAUUUUCAUUCUAGAAAAGUAGUGGACUGAGCAUUCAGAUUCAUUUGAACAAUGCUAUUUCCUUCAAAGGUACUUUCUUCUAUGCAGUGGCCACGGAUGGCCCCUGUGUCCAUAACCCUGGAGCAUGAGUCUUCAAUUUUUUGACAGCGUAAGCAACUGUCACCAGCUAUCCCUAUAUCAUCUCAAUAGUUUUAUAUCCUCACAUGCGAUAUUGUGCCGAGCCUACUGCGAUGAACUUUUUUAAAUCUGGAAUAUAACUAUUAGCAAGUAAGGUGUCGACCUAGAAUUUUCUGCCAAUCACUCUAGAGAUGUAGUGGCAUUGUGACUUACUGAAAUAACUCAUUUGCAAUUAUGAAGUUGUCAAGUAUAAGUUGGCCGCCCCUAAUGUCUGUUACGUAGAUCCGGCAGCAGCUAUCACAUUCUCUUAUUUAAUGGACUUCCACGGAGGUUGAAAGGAGCACGUCGUGCUGAUAUAUACAUUCCGUAAAUAUGACAUUGUCACAGUCGCAGAAUUGGCACUCUUACCUAACAGCUUUGCUCUCACACUGUCUGUCUUCACAGCCUCUCC
This is a messenger RNA of Sclerotinia trifoliorum, 1283 nucleotides long. NCBI's taxonomy places the organism in Eukaryota, Fungi, Ascomycota, Leotiomycetes, Helotiales, Sclerotiniaceae. The record is from the annotation of a GenBank genome assembly.